Molecule: messenger RNA, 1074 nt
Organism: Triticum turgidum subsp. durum (durum wheat)
Lineage: Eukaryota; Viridiplantae; Streptophyta; Magnoliopsida; Poales; Poaceae
Source: the annotation of a GenBank genome assembly
AUGCCACGGGAAUUGUCCUCGGACGUGCUCGUGAACAUCGUCCUGCGGCUCCCUCCGAGCACCCGGCGGCUGACCCGCCUGGUCUGCCGGCACUGGCGCGACGUCGUGGACACGCGCACGGCCAAGAUGCAGAGCUGCGCCAAGCUUCUCGUCGGCACCGGCGAGGGCUCCGCGUACAUCGUGGACGAUCCAUCAACAUCAACAGGGAGCCCCGGAAGAUAUCUUUGGAAAAACAACGACGCCAACGCCCGCCCUGGCCCCCGCGAAGGCACGAUGCCGAUGGUGGUCGGCACCUGCAACGGCCUGAUCUGCCUCCGCGACAAGCGGAUGUCCGACACCGCCAUCACUCUGGUCAACCCGGUCACCGGCGAGAGGCUGUCCCUCCCGCCGCUGCCGUCCGCCCCGGAAAGGACCUGCCUCGUAGGCUGGCACGAGGCGUACGGCUUCGGGUACCACCCCACGGCCGGGCGGUACAAGAUCGUGCAUGUGGACGCAUACGCUAAGAGAGGAAGCUUGCAGCAGUUGAAGGUGUUCACGUUGGGGGAGUCGUCAUGGCGGGACGUUGCCACGGGCUCUCUCCCGAGAUGCAAUUACAGCGCCGGCAUCGUGGGCGUCGACGGCACCAUGUACUGGGCCGCCAAGAAGGGGAAGAAGCUCAUGGCGUUCGACCUCGGCCACGAGCGCCUCAGCUUCAUCAAGUCGCCACCGGAUGCGCCGUCUGACGGCUGGCAUCUGACGGAGGUGCGGGCGAGGUUGGCGAUCCUCUAUUCUCUCUCGCCGGCUGAAAAGUCCGAGGUGUGGGUUCUAGAGGACGCGUUGACAAUGAAAGAGCACACAUGGAGCCGGUUGUACAUAGUGGAGUCGGACAUACCGCCACACUCAUUGCCGAUGUCCUGUCAUCUCAUUAGGGAUGUCGUGAGUAAACACAAGUUGAGCAACGAUAACGGUGUGGAAGAGAUCCAUGAGAAAAGUUGGGGAAGGAUAAUCCUCAAUAGGCACACAUUCGCCUACGUGGAGACAACAGAGCCGCUAUGUGUUUAUAGGUGUUGGUCUCUUUUUUUCGAUUACACAUAG